AUGAGGGCUGAGAUACUGCCAGUUUGCCCACACCUAGACAGAAGAAGCCGAGAUGCUGUUAUCAAAGAGACUGAGAGAAAUCCGAUAUUGCAGGGAAACCGAACACUGUCAGCACAGCACAGUCAGCACACACAGACUCGCGCGCGCGCAGGGAGCAGGAAGUCAACGGCUCUCCACAAGUCCACGGACAACUAUGGAACACAUGUAGCAGCCAUACCGCGGAGCAAACACGUUCCCGCCGUCCAGACUCUCACCAAGGAACUCUCUUUUGACUUGAUCCCAUUCUGCAUUGUAUUUUUUUAUACGUGUUGCAACCCACCUCGGUUAACCAUACUAACAAGUUUAUUAGUGAAUAUACCUUCUGAAUUGGCCAUUACCAACAGUGCAUCAAUACCAGCAGGUGAAACUAAUCAUAAGGUUGCUGAAAACUCUUCGGCAGUCCACGACCGAUUUCGCCCUUCCACUUUGGACUCAUCAGGUAGGCGCAGUCCCCAAGUUUCCGUCAACCUUAUGUUCUAUAUGAACCCAAAUUGA
Opisthorchis viverrini is the source of this 534-nucleotide messenger RNA. RefSeq lists its product as hypothetical. The transcript is spliced from 4 exons. The record is from RefSeq and is a predicted model, not a curated record. Bases 1 to 534 code for a protein of 177 amino acids. Lineage: Eukaryota; Metazoa; Platyhelminthes; Trematoda; Opisthorchiida; Opisthorchiidae.